AUGCCUGUCUUGGUACCCCCGGCUGAGCGCAGCCACGACACGCGUGUGGGAGCCCCAUCAUGGCGCGAGGCGGCUCUGGCCACCACGCAGAAGGUGCACCAGCUGACCGACCGUUGCGGUCAGGAGGCGGUGACCAUGUGGCAGCCCAAGGAAAGCGUGCGGGAUCCGCAUGUAGCACGCCACCUCUGCCGCGCCGCCUACGUCCAGCCGUGGCGCUUCCCCGUGGAGAUGGUCAAAGGCGGCGGUACUGUGGAGAAACCACCGCCCGGCGAGGGCGUCACCCUGUGGAAAAGCAAAAUGAAGCCCCCCGCGUGGCACGCCCUCCUGCCGCUGCCCCAGCACCGCGACGCGCGCGCCCUGCAGACAGCCGAGGUGGCGCACGCGCAUGCACGCGGAGCGCGCCUCACCGCCGCGCGCCUGAGCCGCGCGCAGCAGCAGGUCAAUGGACAGGUCCGGCAGCUGCUGCGCCAGCGCGAGGCCACCGACCGCCGGCUCAGCGAAGUGCGCAAGGGCCUGCUUAUUAACAAGCAGAGCGUCAAGCUGCGUGGCUACCGGCCCAAGUCUGAGAAGGUCCCUGACAAGGCUGACAGCAUGCUGACAUGGGAGGAAGAGGAGCUGAAGGCCUUGAAGAGGAAGAUGGAGAAAGAUAUGGAGAAGUCGGAGACCUUGCUUAAGGCCCUGGCCUCCUGCCGGGACACUUUAGUCUACUGCUUUAAGGAGCGGCUCCAAGCUGUGGACUUGAUGAACCAGCCGCUGGACAAAGUUCUGGAGCAGGCAGGCCGCCAAAGGGUGGGCCUCUCUGGUGACCCCAGCUCACGCACUCAGGGCCAGAAAACGCCGCCUCCAGACCCCGUGGGCACCUACACUCCAGAGUGUGCGGCGGCGCUGGACGAAGCCAAGCGGUUGUUGACGGAGUCCAAGGACACUUUGAUGGACAUGGCAAAGAACGAGGCGCACGUCCAGGAGCAACAGCAGCAGAUCAGCAACCGUGUGAGCGCCACGCUGUCGCAAAAGACACUCGAGACCGCGGAGCUGAAGGAAAGAAUGCACAUGACGUUGGGGCUAAUGAGAGGCACUAUCAACCGGUGCACAAAAUUCAACCAAGAAAUGUACACUACCCGAGGCCUCAUCAAGGGUCCCUUGUCCACAAGUCACCUGGAGACUCGAGAGAAGCUGGACAGACCACUGGUUCGCGUGUACCAACGACACGUGGGCACCCAACUCCCUGAGGCCACGCUCCUCGCCAAGGGCACUGACAAGCUGCAGCGCCACAUCGCGCAUUUGGAGAAGAACCUGCACGAGCUGCUGGCCACGCGCAAGCACCUCACCUGGAGCCUCAACUGCAAGAAGAUGGGGCAAGAAGUGGACCAAAACGCGGUGCGCCUGCGCCUGCGCCAGCGGCACCCGCACGUGUGCUACGAGCAGGCGCAGCGCUUGGUCAACGAUUGGGACCCGCGCACGCCACCGCGCCGCGAGUCUGAUACCGCCCCCCAGUGA
This is a messenger RNA of Orycteropus afer afer, 1497 nucleotides long. RefSeq names its product coiled-coil domain containing 105 (gene TEKTL1). The record is from RefSeq and is a predicted model, not a curated record. Bases 1 to 1497 code for a protein of 498 amino acids. The transcript is spliced from 7 exons. Lineage: Eukaryota; Metazoa; Chordata; Mammalia; Tubulidentata; Orycteropodidae.